AUGCCCUUUGUCCUGUGCUUCCUUUACCCGCCCUGCGUUCUGGUGUUCUGGUCCCCGUUCCACGACCCCCGGGUCCACGAGAGCGCCCCGGCGGGUGUUCACGUGACCACCGUGCGAGCGCUAGACGAAUCAGCGCCCGGCAAGCCCGUCGCCUACAGCCUGCUGGACGUCAAGGACUCAAGCUUCUUCCACCUGAAUCACGUGACGGGAAACCUGACCACGGCGCGGCCCAUCACCCGAAAGGUCGGCGAUAAGUACGAGGUGAUCGUGGCAGCCGUGAGUCAGGGCGUCACCGAGGUGAAGACGAUGCAGAUCGAGGUGACCGUGCCCAACCAGUACCCGCCCCGGUUCGAGCACCCAGUGUACCGCUCCGAGGUGCACCAAACCCGUACCCGGCCCGGGUACAGGGUAGUGCAGGUUCGCGCCCACGACCCGGACCCGGUGCCAUACAACGCCGAGGUCUACUAUCGCCUGGAGGCAGGACCGGAGUCCACGAGGGCGCUUAGGUACCUCGCACUGGACGGAAUCACGGGCGAAGUGAUGCUGAACCGAAGCCUCGCCGACGUGCCGGACUCCACGAUCGCGUUCACAGUCAUCGCCGAAGACGGCGGCUCCCCCAAGCAACAAGACCGGGCCCGCGUCGAAAUUCUAGUUAAGACCAUCUCGGACCCACAGAACGCGCGCGCCGUCGUGGUGAACGAGACGAGUGUGCGCAUCUGCUGGCAGCGACCCCUGUACGGCAACGUGUCCGGCUACGUGGUCAAGUACAGGGCGACAUCUGAGAACGUCACCUCGUACGUGAACGUGACCACGGGUGCGCCCGACAAGUGCGUCCCUGUGCUGAAGUUGCGACCCUGGACCGAUUACGAGUACCGCGUGUACGCCUGGAAUGGCCGAGAAGAGGGCAUCGGCAGUCCCGUCGACCGAUUCGCCACACGAAUUGACUACUGCCUGAUGAACGUCUGCAAGCAUGGCUCCUGCGAAGCUACAGACGCGCGGCCCGGUUACCGGUGCCUGUGCGACCCGGGCUUCUACGGGGAGGCCUGCGAACACUUCGACCCGUGCUCCGAGAACCCGUGCAAGACUUUCGGCACAUGCGUCAACACGGGACACGGCGAGUACCGCUGCGACUGCUUCACGGGUUUCUCCGGCCGAAACUGCUCCGACUUCAAUCCGUGUCUGCUCAAGCCUUCCGCUUGCCUCCACGGUGGCGUGUGCCAGUCGAACGCUUCGCACAUGUUCACCUGCCACUGCGUAAACGGCUACUACGGCAAGACAUGCCACCAGUUCGACCCGUGCUUCUCGUCUCCCUGCUUGCACGGUGCCCGCUGCCUGAACGAGUCGGAUGUGAAGUUCAGCUGCCAGUGCAUGCCGGGAUACGCCGGAAACCUUUGUGAGCAGAACAUCAACGAGUGCCUCUCAAGCCCAUGCAAAAACCGUGGCGAGUGCGAAGACGGAAUCAACAGCUUCACCUGCCACUGCCCUCCUGGUUACGGUGGGCCCUUGUGCGAAAUGAGAGACACGUGCCCGGAAGAACUGCAGCAAACGGACAAGGGCCCCUUCCAUUGGCAGCCCACAGCUCACGGCUCGGUAGCCAAGGUCGAGUGUCCCUACGGAGCCUACAACCCGGCCAGUGAGUACAAGUACGCGCGAAGGAAGUGCCGGCUGCUGCCCAGCGGUCAGACAGGAUGGAUGAAAGUGUCGGCGCAGCACUGCCGGUAUAAGAGUUUUCAAACGGCAGAGAACAUCACCUCCGAGUUAGAGUUCCUGACGCACGAUCCGAGCAACAUCAGCCCGGAGCAGCUGCAGAGCUUCGCCGAUAAGAUUGAGCCUGUCGUCGAAUACGCCAUCAAGGACAUCAAGAUUGCACAAGCCAUGAUUCACGUGAUCAGCAACUUCCUAGCGCUCAACGACAGCGUCAUCGAAGAAGGAGACGCAAAAGGAAUGGCUGUCGAAAAGCUGGUUUCGGUGGUGGAGAGGUUCACCUCGGAGGUGGUGCUGGGACCCGGAGCGCUCAUCAUCGAGAAUGAGAACCUGGUGGUCAAGGCGGUCGCAUGGUCGCCCAAGCUGCUGUCUCAGGGCCAGGACUUCCUCAGCUUCUCGCUGCGUUCCAACGGAGACCACUACCUGCACGAGGACUUCUCCGGAGACGGCGACGAGCAGGAGAACGGCGAUAACAUCGUGAUCACAAUCCCGUUCGAGGCACUGUCGAUGGCCAUAAACAGCUCCCUUCUGGCGUCCGGUGAGCCGUACCGGCCCAUACACGAAGUGGAGAAGGGACCUCGCAUCGCUUUCAUCUCCUACCGCAACGACAAGUUCUUUCGACCUGCUCGACACAGCCCGGGUUCUCUGGUCAGUGCAGGACAAGUCGUCCUCUCUGCCAAGAUCGGCGACAGCAAGAUCGAGAACUUGACCGAACCCUUGGUCUACUCGUACCCGACUUACAACGCAGAGAGGCGCAUCUGCGCAUUCUGGGAUGAGCGCCGUAAGGAAUGGUCCACCGCUGGAAUAACGACAAACAAGUCCGGAAACGUGACUGUCUGCACCUCGACGCACAUGACUGCGUUUUCGCUGCUGCUGGAUCCCCUUCCUGGAAUGGUCACGGCACGUCACCACUACCGGAUCCUCUCGCUCAUAUCUUACGUGGGCUGCAUCAUGUCUGUCGUCGGCCUCUUCUUCACCAUACUGACCUACGCCCUUUUCAGAUGCCUCAACAAGGACAGAUCGGGCAAGAUCCUGCUCAACUUGUGUUCGGCCAUGCUCCUGCUGAAUGUAUCCUUCCUGGUGGGCUCGCUACACGAGCGCUUCCCCAGGCUCGAGCUGUGCCUGGGUACGGCCGUGGCCACUCACUACUUCCUGCUCGCCUGCCUCGCCUGGAUGGGUGUCGAGGCCUCGAACAUGUACCAGAUGCUGGUGCACGUGUUCGCUACGUCCGAGACGUGCUUCAUGCUCAAGCGCAUCCUUGUCGCUUGGGGAAUCCCGGCUGUGGUCGUUGGAACAUGUCUGGCCAUAGACUUGGAGCCUUACAGGAAUCGAGAUGACUACUGCGUGAUAUCUUCCAAAAACCAAUUCAUCUACUACAUCGCAUUCCUGGGGAUAUCCUGCUUCAUCCUGUUCGUCAACCUACUCGUCUUCAUCAUGGUCACACGCGUGCUGUUCAAGCCUCGCAUGGCCGAAGCCAACACGAGCAAAUCGGCCAACCACAACUCGUGCUCGGCUUCCAGCCCGUCAAGCGCUGCAGCCAACCCUCCAAUCACCGCGGCCCAGGUCCGGGGCGCCUUCACCGUCAUGACCCUGCUCGGGGUUACGUGGAUAUUCGGCUUGUUCGCGGUGGGCGAAGCCAAGACCGUGUUCCAGUACGUCUUCUGCGUGUGCAACUCGAUGCAGGGCUUCCUCAUCUUCGUGGUGAGGGUGCUGCAGUACCCGGAGGCCCGCGCUUCGUGGGCGCAGCUGGUCACCACGGGAACGUUCAAGAAGCACCGAGGCGGUGCGGUGCCCGCGGGUUCCUGGUGCGCCAACUCGAAUCCCAAGCAGAACAGCCACUCGUCGAUGGUGCGGGUCACGUCCAGCAGCACGGACAGCACGAGCACCGUGGUGUUCAAUAGCAACAUCUGGAGCAAGGGAGGCAACGGCGGUGCGCCGGGCGCCAGGGACCACCCAGCCAGGCUGCCCCGUUUCUCUGGUGUCGGAAAAUUGCUUAAGAACUCGAACGUGCAGAAGGACGACAAGAAUUCGGGCACGCUGACUAAGAAGAAAAAGCCCUCCCACAAGGUGGUUAUCGAGGAGCCCGAUUCCAAGGAGAACCACAAGGAGUUCUACUCUUCCGAACACCAAGUCCCAUCAAUGGUCCCCGACCUGUACUCUGGCCAAGAGCAGCAAAUCAUGAAGACCAACACGUUGAGGGUAUCGGAACCCGUAAACCAGUACCACGACCAGUCACGCAACAUGCCCACAACCAUAGGCCUCGUGGGUGACCAGAAGGCGCACAUCUUGUUCGCCUACGCCGGCGGCGAAACAACGCCCAUUCGUAUCAACGGCAUCGUGCAGUCUCCACUGGACAAGCCCAAGCUGGAGUCCUUCAGCACAUUCCAGAGGCCCUCUCCCGUGCCCGCGAGCACACCGAGUGUACCAGAACUCCCUCACUUCUGGAACGUCCCUACGGAGGCGGCGACAGUGGUGGCGGAGCCUUCUCUACCUGCGGGUUCGGAUCGCGACCCUCUCCGUAGCUCACUGAAGACGACUACCGAAGAGACGUCGUUUACGAUAGCGAAAGGAGCCGGCGUUACGGUGGCGUCCUGAAAGACUGAAUAGCUACGAGUGACUACUGUGUUCACGGCCCUUUUGUUUUCCGAUUGAUCUCCCCGGUGAUAAAACCAACUGUGAGGUUGUAGCCUUGGGUGUACCACCAGAUUAUGUGCCACUCGCUCCUGGCCGGCUUGUGCCGUGGGCCCUUUGGUGAAGACUAGAACAGCAACGUUCCGGCGAUGCCCACAUCCCAGACCGGAAAGCUAAUGGACGCGAAGGCGUGGUCUGAUCAUUUUGGUACGUGAGUGCAGUGGCCGUCUGUUAGCCGGCGACCACAAGGAGCACCUAUCUAGCUGCAUUGUCGGCGAUGCAUUGUUCGACGCGAACGCGUCCAUUUCACGUCACACAACCAGUGCGCCGCUAUGAAGUGAGAAAAUUACAGAAUGACGUGGAAUAGCGUACAAAACUGGGCUAGUUGGUUCAUUUUCAUGGUAAAAGCUGCGCAACAAGACGGAAACACGAGAAGAAGGACACAGGACAGGCGAUGAACUAACAACUGUCGGGUUUAUUACACAGAAAGGAUUAAAUACAAAUAGACUGACUACGCGCGCAUCCUCAUAAUACAGAUAUUUGUCACAUUUUUCGAGGAGGCUGAUUUCACUGUCAUGAAGAUAGAGGAAUGGGGCGGAAAUGGAAAGAUCUUUACCAUGAUGCCAUGACGAAGCUGUUUUUCAUGCGCAGUCCUUUGAAGAAAACCUGUAAACCGGAAUGACUCUGCAGAAUCGUCUGGCGACCCGACUUGAACGAGAUGGCGCCGCGGGGUGGAAAUGUGCCCUUGGUGUUCAAACGCUGAAACCGAAAUAGUGUCAAUGGAGGUGUAAAAAAUAAAAGAAGCCUGGCGAAGGAGUGAUUGUGCGUGUACGUACUGUGCGCGAGCACGACUUGGAGCAGUGGUCUAUACUACAGAUGUGCGCCUUCAGAUGCCGUGUUGUUUCUGACAGUUCAGUGAUGCCAGUCGGACGAAAUUGAAAACCAGUGAGGAAUCGAGUGUGUCAACUUGUUGUUUGUUCUUGUUGUUACUAAGCCUUGACCCCGAACAUUCAGCCACGACCUUGGCCAAAGGAAGGAAGAAAGAAAGCUGCGGUGUUGUGUGCUCUCGACAUUUUUAGCGGCGGUGGUUUGCCACUGACUGUAUAGCCCCAUUUUAAUCGUUAUCAAGAAAGAAAAUUUCCAACUGUCCUACAUGUUCGACAAAUCAAUUUGUACGUGUACCGAACUUUCAGUGAAUGCGCGUGGAUGCUAUAUUUGACAUCCUUCAGCUCUGCUCAUUAAUACUUGAUAUGCUGUUUUCAACCUGUGACUCUGAGCAAGGCGUGUAAGGAUGCCGGCUCGCCUUCGUUAAAUUGGAGUCCGCGUUGUGCUUAAAUUCACCGGCAGCAAAAGCAUAUUCGUAAGUUUCAUAUGCGAACUAUUUUUCUCAUUAUCCGCGCCCAUCAGCACUUCGCAAAGUUAAUUUAUUCUUCACAAGCGCAUACAAAACGUUGUGGGGAAUUAGAGGCGAAGGUUUAGAGGCCGCUGCUGAGCUCUAGGACGCAGGAUUGAUUCCCGGCUACCACGGCAGCAUUAUGAUUCGGGCAAAACACAAAACGAAGCAUGCGUAUGCUUCGAUGAAGGAGAUAAGUAAAAAUCUAGCUGCUUGGGCUUGUGGGUACAUACCGCUUGUUGGUAAAAAAGGGACGGAGUAGGCUCGAAAGAACCCUGCGUGGUCAGAAUUAAUGUGUAGUCUCCCAUUACAAUGCGCCCCGCAAUGAUAUGGUAGUUUUCGUACGUAAGACGCCUCAUUUUUUUUAACCAAGCACACAGCAUUGUUAGUUUGCGUAAAGAGCCGGGCACACACUUCGUUCUUUAUCUCUAGAUGCAAACGGGAGCUCCGGGUCCGUUUCCGCGUUUGAAGUCAGACGCGCCCGAUAACAAAUCGCCGAUUCACUUCGCGGACGGAGCGUCACGUGACCCAGUGGUCCCCUUAAUGCGCCGCCCGUAAGAUCAGCGCACGCUGCAUCUGCUGAGGGGUAGAUUAGUGUCGGUUCAACUUGUCGACUUCGGUUCGAAAACUGUCGACAGCGCUAACGUUUAGCGUCUACUGGAAGCAUUCGGGGAUAGUUGCGCGGUGACCCAUGAACAACUUCUUAAAAUACGAAGACCGAGCGUGCUAAUUUCUCCGGCCGUUUCCCGUCGUUACGGACACAAUUCGUGACGACGGCAAUCUGUUAACGUGGCGUAGUGAGGAAAUAAGCUCUCCAUUGGUCCACAUACGAAAGCUAUCAGGGGUGAAUUGUCUCCAACCCUGCUUUGCCACGCAGUCGCAAGCCUAUGCCGCCUUGUCUCGCGUAACUAUCGUGCGCUAUCAACUGAAUUCUCUUAGCCUUGUACGUUUUAGACUGUGCAAGGGGAGGUAACAGCGUGUAGCCGAAAAGCGCGCAAUCCUGAUAGGCUCAACGUUUAGUGGUGACAUUGUUCCCUUCUUUGACGAAGACAUAAGUGGCGAGUAGGAGAUAGAGCUUGUAGGAAGGGUUGCGAAGGCGAGAAGGAAACCCUUCUCACGUCUUUGUGUUAGGAGUGGUUUAGGCGCCCUUUUAAGCUUUCAAAAAAUAGGCCACGCGUUUCACCACGACGUCAGUACCUUCGAAGGACGAGGUGUGAUACGAGUCGGCAUUCCUGUACACCUUGCUCACUGCCUUGGGGGAAAGCGUGGCCGUGAAGGUAAGACUGAUCCUUGUAACAUGCAUGUUUUUACAUGUUACACCCAUGUUUGUAUGUACAAAAAUAUCCUGCCUGCAUCUAAUUUCUUGAUACGCAUACACACGUACAUUUCCAAGGUUCCUUAAUAUCAGUGGAGUCAUGUUUGUGCUCAUAAAGUUUGUUUUCUACGUUCUUGAGCGUGCUACUUUUCACGUGUGCAUGAGUGGUUGUCUGAGAUAAUAAAAUAACGCAGUGCCUGUUCGUGGGCCAUAUUGCGGCGCAUUUAAACGCCUCUCACUGAGUUCGUAGAAACGUUGAAGCCGGAUUUGGUUUGAGGUCAGCCAGUUGAGCCAGUAGGGCUACAUUGACUGAUGUUUUUGUAGAAUAAAAACUUAUUUACUUUAUUAUGUCAUUCAAACAAAUUUGCUCACAUUAAUUGCCGGUUAAUGUUUCGUGAUCCGAGCACCAGACUGUGACAUGUACAGCAGCCUGUAAGGCACUACAACGUGAUGGUUGUUUAGAAUCGUUGAAGCAUUAAACGAUCCUGUUCGUUUCAUUGCCUAGUUUGUGAAAGUUCAGGAUAACGUAUUUUGAAGGUUUGGAGGUUAUGACACACGAAGCUAGAUUUAAAAAAAGGUAGGCGAAAGAAUAUCGCUUUCUACGAUACUGCAUAUUUUACAUAAUUGUCGGUUCAGGUAAAUUUAGAGCCUACGCUACUAUUUUCCUAUCCCGUGACCCCAUUGCCCCGGUCAAAAAUAUUUAAUUACCUGAUUUUCGUAAUUUCAGUAGUCACCGUAUUCGCCCAACAGCGAUACACUGUUGUCAUUUUUUUUGCAAGAAGAAAUUAUGCGAUCAAUAUCUUCAUUAGUACAACAGUUCGUGUGAUUUAUACUAGGUACAAAAGGGAAAAUAAUUUGAGUAGGCUCUAGCUACGCUAGCGAGAAAAACCAGGGAUUGGAGUCUGGACAAAAGUAUGCUAAUGUUUUUGCCACUACAAUGUGAUGUUUUCUAGCUCUUUGUUGUUUUUUUGUUUGUUCUUUUUUUAUCGAAUAAAGGAACUGUCCAGUGCCAGUCGUACAACAUGUCAUGGGAAGCUUUGUAAAAAGGGCCCACACGUAAUUUCUCACACGCUUAAAUAUGUUAUACUUUCACUGAUUUGUACUUUGACUGAUUUGCACUUUCACUGAUUUGUACAACUGAAAGUUGUACUUUCACUGUACUACAUUUAGUGUUUAUGAAAAGUUCUUAGCUUCAUUUGCGUCUCGUUCAAACUUAGUUAUCGCGUCGAAGUGUGUUGUUCCUGUUCUUGCUUGGAAAAACUGCCUGUCCUAUGUACUAUUGCCACCUUCGUUUUUUUUCUUGCUUGACCCCAGGACGUAGAACGUACACCUGUAAAAGCGUAACUGCUAUAUCGCCAUUCGUUGUGUGUAUGUGUCUACGGAUAUGUCUGCAUCGCGCGUCCGUGAUUCUCAUUGUGUACAUCACUACGCGACAUCUUUUUUUUUUUCGCUCUCUUCUACCAUCUUCCUGUACGGGCGGCGAAAUAAUUCCGUCCUUUGUUUUGACGUGCCCCGAUUUACUCCAGUGAUGUGCAGGAGGAGGGGGAAACUAAGUUUACUGUGUAUGGCGAUCACCCGAUGAAAUAUGAAAGAAACUAUUACAUUCCAAUUAAAGGCGUUUCCU
Rhipicephalus sanguineus (brown dog tick) is the source of this 8667-nucleotide messenger RNA. Its product is annotated as adhesion G protein-coupled receptor E2. Bases 1 to 4299 code for a protein of 1432 amino acids. The record is from RefSeq and is a predicted model, not a curated record. Gene Ontology annotation, cellular component: membrane. NCBI's taxonomy places the organism in Eukaryota, Metazoa, Arthropoda, Arachnida, Ixodida, Ixodidae. Gene Ontology annotation, biological process: homophilic cell-cell adhesion; G protein-coupled receptor signaling pathway; cell surface receptor signaling pathway. Gene Ontology annotation, molecular function: calcium ion binding; protein binding; G protein-coupled receptor activity. The transcript has 19 exons.